This is a messenger RNA of Ophidiomyces ophidiicola, 951 nucleotides long. RefSeq lists its product as uncharacterized. The transcript is spliced from 3 exons. Gene Ontology annotation, molecular function: heme binding; oxygen binding. Bases 1 to 951 code for a protein of 316 amino acids. Lineage: Eukaryota; Fungi; Ascomycota; Eurotiomycetes; Onygenales; Onygenaceae. The record is from RefSeq and is a predicted model, not a curated record.
AUGGACGGUGGAAAAGCACCGCCCCAGAGCCCCAACGGCCAUCAAACACAGAAGAAUGAAACGCGGCGAAUACAACACAUCGAUCGCAAAGAUCUCUAUAUAGACCUAGAAGCGCGGAUAAAGUACCUCCACAACUUUCUAGACUUUAACUCCAAUGACAUCGAAGCCUUAAUAACCGGCUCCAAAUACAUCAAAGCGCUGAUCCCCGCCGUCGUGAACAUCGUGUACAAGAAGCUCCUUCAGUAUGACGUAACGGCGCGGGCGUUUACGACGCGAAGCACCAGUUUCGAGGGCGCUCUCGACGAGCAGCCGGACGAAAACAGCCCGCAGAUUCUGCAUCGGAAGAUGUUCCUGCGAGGGUAUUUGAAUAAGUUGUGUUCGGACCCGAGUAAGAUGGAAUUCUGGGAGUAUCUCGAUAAAGUGGGCAUGAUGCACGUCGGCCGCGGGCGGCAGCACCCGCUGCACAUCGAAUACGUGCACAUCGGCGCGAACCUGGGGUUCAUCCAGAACGUGCUGACGGAGGCGCUGCUCUCGCACCCGCGGCUGCCGCUGCCGCGCAAGAUCGCGCUCGUCAGCGCCAUCGGCAAGGUCAUCUGGGUGCAGAACGACCUCUUCGCCAAGUGGUACGUGCGCGACGGCGACGAGUUCCGCGACCAGAUGGAGGAGGUCAUGGUCGAGCGCGAGGGCUAUCUGCAUGGCAAGAAGAUCAUUGGCACCGAGGAGGCGGCCGGCGGCAGCGGCGGCGAGGAGCAGAGUGAGCCGGAUGCCGAGCAGAAGCCGUCGAUGCUGCCGCUGCCGCAGCAGCGAGGGGGCGCGGGGAGUACCAAGGGCGGUGCUGGGGGGGCUGCUGCGGUAUGUCCGUUCACCGGAGUUACGACCAAGGUUUCGGGAGUCAGGCUUGAUGAUAGGGAUCUCAAGAAAGAGCGGGUGGUCUCAGAGCUGCCUGGGUAG